CCUUAAACUAGACAAAGUGUAUAUAAACUCAACCCUAGAUCGCCCUGUCAGAGCAUUAUCCAUCUCUUCUAUCGAAUGAAGCUUCUCUCUCUUUCCACUGUUAUUGCCCUUGCUACAUGCGUCGCUGCUACUCCUGCUGGUCAUAUGAGGUAACGUUUUGUUUGCUAUUAAAACCUUGUUUUCUUAUCGCUCUUGAUAGUUUGGCUAAGCGUGUUGUCACUGAAACCCGAACUACUGUCAUUAAUGGUCAAACUCAAUUUCAAGUGAUUGAUGUCGUCCCAGAAACAAUUGUUACCUCCACUUUCACCCUUACUAGUUCUGUUAAUACCAGAUUUGUUACUGUGACCUCAAAUUCAUACAUCUUUACUUUCCCCGGUGGUGAUCCUGGAUCCAUUAUCAGUCAAUUGAGAAGUGCCAUUGGUGCUUCUGAUAACCUUAUCAAUGCUAACCCUACCUUGUCUUCUGCUUCAUCUGCCUUGUCCUCUGCUUCAUCUGCCUUGUCUUCAGCCUCUUCUGCUGCCUCUUCAGCUUCUUCAGCAAGCGAUUCUUCUGCUCUCUCUUCUGCCCUCUCCGCUGCCUCCUCUGCUUCUUCUGCUGCCUCUUCUGCUUCUUCUGCUAUUUCUUCUGCCGGUGGUGGUGUCAUCGAUGUCUCUGCUUCCGUCGGUACUGGUGGUGUUGAUGCCGGUGUCUCUGUCUCUAGCUUAAUCGAUGUUGGUGUCUCUGCUGGUACUGGUGGUGUUGAUGUCAGUGCUGAUGUAGGCAGUAUUAUCAGUGCUGAUGUCUCUGUUGGUACUGGUGGUGCUGAUGUCGGUGUCGGUGUCAGCAGCUUGCUCAGUGCUGAUGUCUCUAUUGGUACUGGUGGUGUGGAUGUCAGUGCCGGUGUGGGUAACCUUAUCAGUGCUGAUGUCUCUGUUGGUACUGGUGGUGUUGAUGCUGGUGUUGGUGUCAGCAGUCUUGCUAGUAUUGAUGCUUCUAUUGGUACUGGUGGUGUUGGUAUCACUCUUGGUGCUGGUUCUCUUGGUACUGUCGGUGUUUCUGUUGGCACUGGAGGUAUUGAUAUCAACGCUGGUAGUACUGGCGGCAACCUUCUCAGUGACAUUGUCAGUGGCGCUACCGGUAUUCUUGGUGGUGCUACCAGUGCUAUUGGUGGUAUUCUUGGUGGACUUGGUAUCUAAGGACAAUCAUGAGAAGCACUCUUCUUUUUUCUUAUUCAUCUAUAUAUAUCCUUUAAUUUAUUCGAAUGAAUGCAUACCAAUAAUAAAGCAUUUCUUGUUACAAACAAUCGAUUGUCUUGUUAGUUAUAUAGGAAACAAUCAAGGCACUUUGUGUGUUGGAUCAAUCCCUAUACUUCAAAAAAAAAAAAAACUCUAAAUGAUACUCCAACUCUAUGUUUCGUAUGUGAAAAAGUAAGUUUACUUUUUAUUAUUAC
Gilbertella persicaria is the source of this 1429-nucleotide messenger RNA. RefSeq lists its product as uncharacterized. The record is from RefSeq and is a predicted model, not a curated record. The coding region runs from base 117 to 1175 and encodes 352 amino acids. NCBI's taxonomy places the organism in Eukaryota, Fungi, Mucoromycota, Mucoromycetes, Mucorales, Choanephoraceae. The transcript is spliced from 2 exons.